Molecule: messenger RNA, 525 nt
Organism: Metopolophium dirhodum (rose-grain aphid)
Lineage: Eukaryota; Metazoa; Arthropoda; Insecta; Hemiptera; Aphididae
Exons: 4
Coding region: 1-525 (174 amino acids)
Source: RefSeq, a predicted model, not a curated record
AUGACAUUGAACUGCGUCAUCGAGAUUGAUAUAAACGACUUUGAAGGAUUCGUAGACAUGAAAAUGAAGCCUUCGGCUUCGAAACAAACUAAGACGGCUUACAAAAGAGGAGCUGAAAAAGCGAUUGAUAAGAAAAAUAACAAAAAAAAUAAACAGGCAAAAACAAGUUCAUCUUACAGAGAAAUCUUAGAAGAGAAAUUGCGGGCGGAAGAUUAUGACGAAGAAAUCUUCAACACAAUUACUUUCAGACAGGGAGAAGGUUUGGCUACCAUUAAAAGUUUAUUUAAUCCGGAAGAUAUUGGGACCGACUACUGGACAAUAACACACUACAAGUGUAAAAACAUUAAAAAUGUUCCUCAAAAGGAGAGGUGGCGUCACUCUGAGGCAACUGUCAAGAUAACGACUUCUGAUAAGUCAAAAGACCAGGCAGUGAAUAACAGUUUGAAUGAGACCAUGCAGGUCAUCUUUGACGUAAUAUUGAAAGACCCUGAACGUCGGACUAUAAGAAGUAAAUUAGCUGCAUGA